This is a messenger RNA of Cyprinodon tularosa, 5794 nucleotides long. RefSeq names its product capping protein regulator and myosin 1 linker 2 (gene carmil2). Gene Ontology annotation, cellular component: plasma membrane; lamellipodium. The record is from RefSeq and is a predicted model, not a curated record. NCBI's taxonomy places the organism in Eukaryota, Metazoa, Chordata, Actinopteri, Cyprinodontiformes, Cyprinodontidae. Gene Ontology annotation, molecular function: protein binding. The transcript has 41 exons. The coding region runs from base 162 to 5522 and encodes 1786 amino acids. Gene Ontology annotation, biological process: cell migration; regulation of Arp2/3 complex-mediated actin nucleation.
GCUCUGGAGUGUUCUUUACCUCUGAUUUGAUUUACACCUCAUCUGGACGUACAUGGCGGACAUCUGCAGCUAAGGUCGAGCUGUUUUCAUUCAGCUUUAUGGAUCUAGAGAGAAUCCUGGACAUUUCUGCUUAAGCUUAUCUUGUCUCAGAGGCUGACAGCAUGGACUCCGUCUCUCAGACCUUAAGAGAUCAGGUCUCCGAGCUGCUGAAGCCUCACAGAAUCUGCCUAGUGACACCAAUACUUCUGCAUCAGUCCAACCAAUGCGGGAGGUCAGGCAGCAAGUUUGUUGUGCUGAGUCUGUGGAGAGGCUACGUGGUCACCAACAAGCAGCCACUCAAGGUGGAGAGCACAUUCAGCUACCUGGAGAUUUCCUCCAUCAACAUCCACAGUCUUACAAAGAUUGAGUUGGAGAUAGACAGACAGAGUCUGUCUUUUAGCGUCUUACAUGAUGAAGAUCUCCUGGCCAUGAUCAGCCACAUGACUGCGUCACUAAAGAGGAUCUUCCCAGAUGCUUCUCCAGGGAAGCUGGUAAAGACGGCUCCCCAGGACCUCCAGGAGAGGCUGCUCAAACUGACUGGUGUCAUAGAGGAGCAGCUGAACAGCCAGCCUGGCCCCUGUGGAGGAUUCUCAGAUACCUACGCUGCUCUUUGUGAUUUGAAUGAAAUUCCAUUCAGAGAGGAGAUUCAGUGGGACAUCGACAACAUCUACUACACACACAACUGGAAAAAGUUCAACCUGCAGGACUUUAGCCAUUUAGAAAGCAAAGACCUAGCUUUGGCUGUAGCAGCUUUGUCUUUCAACCAGUGGUUCACUAAGAUCUACUGCAAAGGACUCAAACUGUCAGUUGACGUCCAGCAGCAGCUGACAUUCCUGCUCUCCAAAUCUUCAACUCUGGAGGAAUUCUCCCUGGAGGACUGUGGGUUAAAAGUGGACUUUGCUGUGAAAAUGGCCACUGCCCUCCAUGAAGGCCCACCUUCUGCUCUGCAAGCCAUCAAUCUGUCGGGCAACUCGGUGGAAGACAAAGGUGUAAUCGCCCUCAGUCAGGAGAUCCAGCACCUGAAUGAGGGACUGCAGGUCCUCUCCCUGAGCCGGGUCUCCAUGAGCUCCAAAGGUCUUGGCUGUCUCAGCCAGGUGUUAUCCUCCUGCCAGCAGUUUUCCACGUCUCUCACUCAUCUUGAUCUGUCUUGUAACCCGGGAAGCCUCGUCACUGAGGACGCAACGUUUCUUUUCAAGUUCUUGUCGGGGACUAACUCCCUGUCAUACUUGGACCUCAGUGACACUGACUGCCCUCUGGACACGUUAUUUGUAUCCCUGUCUGCUGGAUGUUGUUAUAAACUGACCCACCUGAACCUGGCCAGAAACCCCUUCAGCCACAGGAAAGUGCGGGAAGUGACCACGAGUGUCCAGGAGUUCUUCAGUCAGAGCUGUGAGCUGAGAUACGUGGGUCUGUCUGCAACCAAGCUGCCUCCACAGGCUCUCAGGUUAUUGCUGCAGGGUCUUGCCACCAACACGCAUCUCUGUGGAUUGGAGUUAGAUCUCAGCAGCUGUGAGCUGUGUUCGGCUGGGGCCCAGGUGAUACAGGAGCACAUCUCCGAGGCGACAGCAAUCAGAAGCCUGGAUAUCUCUGACAACAGUUUUGAGAACGACAUGGUGACCCUGGUUCUGUCUGUGGGUCGAUGCAAGUCUCUUCGUCACCUUGCUCUUGGGAGGAACUUUGCCAUGAAGUCCAGAGCUCUCACCGACCUUCUUCAUCGCAUUGCCCAGCUCAUUCAGGAUGAGGAGUGUCCACUGGAGUCGCUCUCAGUGUGUGACUCCAAGCUGAAGACAGGGAUGCACAUUCUGCUCAGCGCUCUGGGGGGCCACGCCACUUUGGCUGAGCUGGACAUCAGUGGGAACAACAUUGGAGACACUGGAGCCAAAAUGCUGGCCAAAGCCCUGAUGACCAACACCAAACUCAGGUCGUUGACUUGGGACAGAAACAAUGUGACUGCCAGAGGUUUUCAGGAUGUGGCCGAUGCCUUAGAGAGGAACUUUACGCUACAGGAGAUGUCUCUACCCUUGGCUGAUAUCUCCCAGAGUUACCGCAGCAGCCUGGACAGAAUCAAAGACGCUCUGCACAAGAUCCAGCUGUGUUUAGACAGGAACAAGAUGAAACAUCCUGGAAGUGUGGAGCUUAAGCAACUCUUCAGGAGUCAACCGUCUGAAAAGCUGAUCCGGGGUAUGUGCCGCCAGCUGGAAGACAGUCUGCAGCGUAUAAGCCUCUGCAACGCCCAGCUAGUCCAGAACGACAUUAUGACUGCACACGAGGUGCUUCAAAAUGCCAGAGAGUCUCUGAAGCUGCUUCCGUCUCUCUGUGAAGAGAGCAGGAAGUCUGUUUCUGAUGGAGACUGGGUGAUGGAUAUCCUGUCUGAUACGACUUCGGCCCUAACUCAGGAAAUCACCAAAAACUUGCAGGAGUUUGGUCAAGGCCUGAUGGGAUAUGCAGAGACGGUGUGUCCACGGGUGGUUCAGCGCUCCAGUGUCUGCAAGAGUCUGUCAGAGUGCAUAUCCAAAAGAAGCAAACAGGCCGAAACAUUCCUGAGAAGCACUCUGGUGGAAACUGCAGGUCAAAAAAUCUCUUCGAGACUGAGUGAACUGAGACAAACGUUGGCUGUGACUCUGGCUGAGAGCAUGGUAGAGCAGGUGCUGCAGGAUCUGACAGCGGCACAGGACAAAAUGGACUGCCUAAUUAGUGAAAAUUCAUCCAGUGCUCAGAGAAUCAACAUCCCAGAGCUCCGACUGACUGACAGUGAUUUCCCAACCGAUGAUUACAGUCCAGCCUUCUGGAGGAACGGUUUGCUUUCUCAGAGCUUGAGGCCGGCCGCUUCCAUCAAAAGUCUCCUGGAUGCAGACUAUGAGAUAAACACCAGGGAUCGGAGACCAGAGAGAGAGGAGGGAGGAGCUUCAACAGAGGAUGAUGGAGGAGGAAGGUGCACCCUCCCACAGUUGCCCCCCUUAAGUCCCUCCCCUAAUCCUUCCCCUUCUACUUCCUUGUCCCCCUCCCCGCAACUACAUAGGGGGAGGAGGUGGAUGGAGGGGGAGGUGGCAUCCGUGGAUGCUGCAGAAGCAGUAUCAGGAGAUGCAGCAUCGUUCAGCCCUCCUCCCAUCUCCCCCCCUAUCUACUCCAUCCCUCAUCGAGCUCCAAAGGAUGCAGCAGCUGGUCGUGGAGGCCUGAUCGGACGACAGCCUCUCUCCCCUGGCUGCCCAGGCCCCCACCCUGGCUCUGGACUCUCUGUUUCUCCCAUGGAGCCUCUACCGAGCCAGGGACAGACUCUAAGGCACUACACCGCCUCCCGACCACGACCACGACGCACACACACGCAACCCCCCUCCUCCAGGCCUCAGGAACCAGUGUCUGAGGACAAGAAAGACGGAAAUGAGGCGAUGGACAGAGUGGAUGAAGGAGUAGAGGAGUUCUUCACCAAGAAAAUCCUCCCUGACUAUGCACUAAAAGGUCGAUGGGAGGAGUCAAACUCUACCCAAGUCCCAGAAUCAAGCACCACCCCUCUUCCCUCUCCAUCUGAUAUUACUUUAUCUACCACCACCAUCACCUCUCCCUCUGCUACAUCUACUGACACUUCCUUUCCAUCCCUUGAUGUUCACUCCCUUCCCUCAUCCACCACCUUUCCCUCCACCACUAGUUCCACCACCUCCGCAAUUCCUACAAAAAAUAUAAAGAAAAAGUUUGGUGAUUUCUUCGUCUUCAAGAGAGCUCGAGCAGGCCGAUCUGCCAAGACAGGCGGUGGGGAUGGAGGACAAGGAUCUGAGGUGGUCAAGGUCAAAAGGUCCUCCAUCGCAGAUCUCAUUCGACCCCUUCGGGAGACCAAAGACAGGGACAGAGAUAGGGAAAGGGAGAAGGAGAGGUGGAAGGUGUCAGAGGAGGAUGCUAACAUUUGUAAUGAUGCCACUACUACAGAAGGAACUGUCGCCCCCGGCUGCCAUCUUGCCGACGUUGUGAGGGAAACAGUACCCCCGGCUGAAUCAUUAAGCACAACACAAUCGAGCGGGACGACUCCCCCCUACCCCACCGUCGCAACAAGCCCUGGACUCACCACAGCUGUGGUAGCUGAACUGGAAGAAGCAGCAGCUCCUGUACCACCACCACGCCUCAGCCCAACUCCUGCCAUCUUUACAACACCGGCGGUGCCAGAGAGGCAACCAGGGGAUCCGUCAUGUGGGGAAAGGAGACUGAGGGUGACCAAAAGACUGAGAGAAAAUAAGAGCCAGAGUCUCAUCCUGCUGACAGGGAUAGAAGCGGAGGACAAAGAUAAUACACCCAAUAAGAAACAUGCAUCUGAGAGCACGCCUGGCUUUGAACAGAGGCUUCAGGUGAUGCUGCACAGAAUGGGAGUGACCAAAACUCCACCUGCUGAUACCAAGAUGUGCCAGAAUAAAGAUGAGGAACUGAGAAAAGCCACCUCUGAAGGUGCUAUCCUGAACAAACCUGAACUACCUCCCAAAGACAUCAAGUCCCGAACGAUGUCAACCUCAUCAGCUGAGCCCAGGCAUCCUCUGAGGUUACAAGACCCCAACCGGCCGGUUCUGCUCUACCCAAAGCCCGCCCUUCCUGAGCGCCUGGUGGCCCCCCCUCCAGCCAGACCUUCUCUAGCAGUCAAACCUCCCCCACCCAUCCCAGCUGCUCGUCCCUCCUCUGCUCCUGCCCUCAGCAGCUCAUCAGAACAAAUCCAGCAACAGGAUGGCAGGCCAAUGGAAACCACACAGCAGAACGGCAGCCAGGAUGGUGCACAGGGUGAAACCCUCCGUCUGUCUCCCAGGAAAGAGCUCCGUCCUUCAGCUCCAAGACCUUGGAGAGGUGAUGCUGCUCCAGAUCGCAGCGAGAAAGCACAGUCAGUCACUGAUGAGAGUCUUCCUAAACUACGGCAACACCUGAAGCCCCUCCCACAACGCAGAGCUAUAUCUGUUCAUGAGGAAGCAUUGGCCAUGACACAAGAACUCAAGGCUGUACUGCAGAGGUCCCCCAUCCGUUACCGGGGUAAUCGCCCGGAUCUACCGUCCUGCAGUGAAGAUGAAGCACAAACGAAACAGUCGGAGAAAGAACAGGUGAAGAACCAGAUGGAUGAACAGAAGGCAGAGAGAGGACCAACAGUUGGAGGAACUACCAACAAGGAACUCUUUUUCACAGCAGAGUCUUCCUCUGCUACUAGAAUGAGGAAUUCACCUGACAAGACGCUUCCUGUCAUGGAGAGACCUCCUGAUCCACCCAGAAAGGUGGGAAGGUCCCCCGUCACCCUCACGUCUGAGAGCAAGAGCCCCAGCAAGUUAUCAGCUUCUUCACCACUGCAGGAAAAGAGCCCGAGCCCACUGCUAGCUGGCCCUAAAUCUCCAGAGUUAGCUCAACUAAGCCCCGCCUCCCAGAAGAAGAGCAGCUCUGUGGCAUCGGAUCAGAGGAGAGGAAAAGGACUUUCUCCACCGCACAGCGAGCCGGCCGAGCACAGAACCGAGGCCUGUCUGUUUGACUGACGCACAGAGACCGUCCUGCACUCCAAGAGACCGUCCUGCACGCACAGAGACCGUCCUGCACGCACAGAGACUGUCCUGCACGCACAGGGACCUUCCUACGUGCAAGGAGACCGUCCUGCAUGCACAGACACUGUCCUGUGCACCCAGAGACCGUCCUGUGCACCCAGAGACCGUCCCACGUGCCCAAAUACCGUCCUGCGCACACAGAGACCGUCCUGCGCGCCCAGAGACCAUCCUGCGUGCACGAAGACCGUCCUGCACGCACAGAGACU